UAAUUAAUAAAUAAUAAAUCACCCCCUUGAUAAACCCUUUAUUAAAAAAAACAUUUUAAUUUAUCUUUCCUUGGAUCAUCGUCUUCCUCCAGGUUCUCAGAUCCUCAAAUCGAGAAGAACAAUUCAGUGAGGUUGUUGUUGGAGAAGGAGGAGUAAGGCUAAGAUGGUGAAGAUGACAUUGAUAGCUCGUGUCACUGACGGGUUGCCUCUAGCUGAGGGACUUGACGAUGGGCGUGACUUGCCAGAUUCCGACAUGUAUAAGCAACAGGUCAAGGCUCUCUUUAAGAAUCUCUCCAGAGGUCAUAACGAAGCUUCGAGAAUGUCUGUUGAGACUGGCCCCUAUAUUUUCCAUUACAUAAUAGAAGGACGUGUUUGCUACUUGACAAUGUGUGACCGCUCUUACCCUAAGAAACUGGCGUUCCAGUACCUGGAAGACCUUAAAAAUGAGUUUGAACGUGUCAAUGGACCUAACAUUGAAACAGCUGCUCGACCUUAUGCCUUUAUUAAGUUUGAUACUUUCAUUCAGAAAACGAAGAAACUGUACCAAGACACUCGUACGCAACGGAAUAUUGCUAAGCUGAAUGACGAACUCUAUGAGGUCCAUCAAAUAAUGACGAGGAAUGUGCAGGAAGUCCUAGGUGUUGGUGAAAAGCUAGACCAGGUGAGCGAAAUGUCGAGCCGGCUAACAUCUGAAUCUCGUAUAUAUGCUGACAAGGCUAAAGAUUUGAACCGUCAGGCUUUGAUCAGGAAGUGGGCACCAGUUGCCAUCGUGCUUGGGGUCGUGUUCCUUCUUUUCUGGGUCAAGAACAAGCUAUGGUAAGAAAGUGGCUAGACUUCUCCGGACAUAUUCCUUCUUUCAAAGCGAAACUAUGACACACAUUUUGUACUUCUGUAGUAUGCAAAUUUUAUGAAACUAUCACUUUUGAAACCUUGAUUUUCAAUUCA
Brassica oleracea var. oleracea is the source of this 945-nucleotide messenger RNA. RefSeq names its product 25.3 kDa vesicle transport protein. Gene Ontology annotation, biological process: vesicle fusion with Golgi apparatus; retrograde vesicle-mediated transport, Golgi to endoplasmic reticulum; endoplasmic reticulum to Golgi vesicle-mediated transport. Gene Ontology annotation, molecular function: SNAP receptor activity. Lineage: Eukaryota; Viridiplantae; Streptophyta; Magnoliopsida; Brassicales; Brassicaceae. Gene Ontology annotation, cellular component: ER to Golgi transport vesicle membrane; Golgi membrane; endoplasmic reticulum membrane. The transcript is spliced from 6 exons. The coding region runs from base 164 to 820 and encodes 218 amino acids. The record is from RefSeq and is a predicted model, not a curated record.